Messenger RNA from Closterium sp. Naga37s-1, 756 nucleotides. The record is from the annotation of a GenBank genome assembly. NCBI's taxonomy places the organism in Eukaryota, Viridiplantae, Streptophyta, Zygnematophyceae, Desmidiales, Closteriaceae.
ACGCGUGUAGCAAAGUGGAUUGCGGGCCAAGUGCUUCUUGCUUGCAAGGGAAUUCUGGUCCCAAUAGCCCCCCUGAAUGCGUGUGCAAUGAUAAUAAAGCCUUCAAUGAAACGGACAAGACAUGCUACGACGCGUGUGUGGUCUCUGGCAAGGAGUGUGGCUCCGAUGCAACCUGCGUUGCGUAUCGUAACUACGAUCCCGAGUGCCGGUGCAACAAGGCCGAUACGAUCUUCAACGAGCCUGGCAAGACGUGCUUUGGCCCGUUGGUGCGGACGGCGGUGCAGCUGAGUGGGCGCAACAUCAAGAAGCAGCUCACCUUCUCCACCUCGGUACCGGCAGAGCAGGCCAGCGGCACCACUGUGUGCGCCAGCAGAGACAUCAGCUACAGCAUUGGCGGCGCUCAGAUCACCGUCGUGUGGGAUGCCCCAAACCUCCGAAGCUCUGACCCCUUGAGCCCCGAAGCGCUUGGCAACGGCAUGUGCAAGAGCCUGACGUUUUACUCCGGCCGGCGCUGCACGGGCCAGCUGGGGCUGACGAUUGCACGCCCUGCGAGGAAGGGCCGUUCCUACCCUGCCACGAAAAGGCCUGUCAAGUCAACUUAUUCACCGCAGUCAGUUGGCUGCAAUCUCACCACGUGCCUCAAGGAUUGUGGAGCUGCUGAGUGCGUUGUGAAGGAUGGCGAGCAGCAGUGCCAGUGCCCCGAGGGCCUCGUGUUCAACCCAGCCAAGAAGCUCUGCCGCGGCCCGUUUCCUUUUC